This is a messenger RNA of Aptenodytes forsteri (emperor penguin), 3351 nucleotides long. It is a transcript of the gene PHETA2, whose product is annotated as family with sequence similarity 109 member B. The transcript is spliced from 2 exons. The coding region runs from base 90 to 905 and encodes 271 amino acids. Gene Ontology annotation, cellular component: trans-Golgi network; early endosome; recycling endosome. NCBI's taxonomy places the organism in Eukaryota, Metazoa, Chordata, Aves, Sphenisciformes, Spheniscidae. Gene Ontology annotation, biological process: retrograde transport, endosome to Golgi; endosome organization; receptor recycling. The record is from RefSeq and is a predicted model, not a curated record.
GUGAAGCUUCGGAGGCCCUCAGCAGGGGAGCAGCCCACCCAAGGAAGACGGCAAGGGGUUGCGGUCUGAGCCACACAACCGGCAGGGCGAUGAAGCUGAACGAGCGGAGUGUGGCUCACUAUGCCACCUGCGACUCGCCUGCCGAUCAUGCUGGCUUCCUCCGCAAGCGGGUGGAGCGGCACCACCACCAUGCCCACCACCACCACGCCACCUCCUACCAGCGCCGCUGGUUCGUCCUCAAGGGCAACCUCCUCUUCUACUUCGAGGAGCGGGAGAGCCGGGAGCCCGUGGGGCUGGUGGUGCUGGAGGGCUGCACUGUGGAGCUGUGCGAGGCCGCCGAGGAGUUCGCUUUCGCCAUCCGCUUCGACGAUGCCGGCGCCAGGGCUUACGUGCUGGUGGCCGAUGGGCAGGCUGCCAUGGAGGCCUGGGUGAAGGCGCUCUCGCGGGCCAGCUUCGACUACAUGCGGCUGGUGGUGAGGGAGCUGGAGAAGCAGCUGGAGGAAGCCUGCAAGAGCUUAGCCGCUUGCCGCAAGUCUCCGCGGAGGUCCUCCUCCUCCGGCAGGAAGAGGCACCUCUCCAACCCCGCCUUGCUGCCUCUCCAGGAGAAGCCUGCCGUCCUGGAGAACGGUUACUCCACGUGGGGUAGUGGUGGUGGUGUCCCUGAGGGGGCCGCUUGCCCCGACCGUGAUGGGGGGCAUGCAAAGCCCCCACCCCUGCCUCCGCGCCGGCGCUCGGCCGCUGGCAGUGCCGCGGGGUCCCCGGCACCCGGCUUCUCACUGGCCAUGCCAGAGAGCCCGGUGUCACCAGAGACAGCCUGCUUCUCCAAGCUGCACAGCUGGUAUGGGCAGGAGAUCGCGGUGCUGAGACGGGAGUGGCAGGAGAGACAGAAGAGGGGACACCCGUGACCGGGGGCACGAGCCACCGGCCAGCCGAUGCCCGGCAGCCUGUCUCCCACGCGGGAAGAGCGAAGCGAGGGAUGCUGCUUGCCCCCUGCCCUGGUCGGUGGCCGAGUGUGCGGUGCGUGUGUGCUUCACGGGGUGUGUGGGAGGGACCCGGGUCUUCCCCAGACCUCACAUUUCAUUUCCAUGAGGCUUUAUACAGCUGGAGAGUGUGUAGUACCAGGGGAGCUGCCUUUGAACUCUCCUCUGCUGGUGAUACGAGGUGUGGAGGGGGCCCAAAUCGGCACGUAUGCAACAAACCUCACCCAACAGGCUUGGCCCCUUGCUGUCCUGGCAUGGUGGAUGCUCUAGGUGCUUCAUUGCCCACCUCCUUCACCACUUUCUUUUGGUUUUGUUUCUCAGUGUGGAAGUUUGCACAGGUCAGCAUUUAUUACUGUCUGUGGUCUUGCGCCGAAGUCCUUCUGCCUUUGCUCUUUUGCUGCAGAUAAGGCUGGGCUCUUAUGAAAUGCCUCCAACGGGUGGGCCACUGGCCCUGGCAGGUGCCUCCAGCCUUGUGCCUCUCUUGCCACGGGACACAUGAGCCACCAUGGCUGUGGCUGGCCCAGCAGCCAGGGCAACAAGGACCAGGCUCUUGUGUCAUUGGUUUUUUUUACUUUCAUCUGCACUAACCCUCCUCCCUGCUAAAUCCCUCAGGAUGUGGAUUUCACGGGCUUGCAUCUGUCUCUUUGGGCGCCCAAGCUCAGCAGCGAAGCUGAAAUGGAGACACCGAGCCUGGUCUGAAGCAACAGUGAGGACCAGGAUCUCCCCAGGGCUGAUCUGGACUCUGUCGAGCGGUAGCCAAGCCUGUUAAUGUCUCCAGCCCAAGCCUUCGCUGUUCCAAAACAGGGAUGCUAAAGCCUCUUUGCCUUGCCAGGGGUGAAUUCAUCAGCCUCUGCGCUGACUGUAGCUCCUGCAAAGUGCCAUACAGGGCUCAGCUGGCUCGUUGGGCAGCUUGACUGAGACGGCGUCCAGAGCUGCACUCUUGCAGAGUCUCUCUCGCUGUUGUGGCUCUGCCCGGCUCCUGGCAGAGCUGCGCAGUCGGAGGAGAGACUGUGGUGGGGAGGAGAAGAGGGCUGGCCCCGGGAGGAGAAGUGAAGGUGUGGGAGUGCGUUACAAGUUGCACUGACUGACUGUGUGUCAGCAGUGUCUGGGCUUGCCCCUCUAGCGUCAAAGCCAUAUUGCUGCCUUCUACCAAAGCCAGCGCCUGACCUGCCGGCGCUUCCCUCCGAUUUCCUGUCAGCAUCACUCGGCUGAUCUCCGUAGCACGUCCCAUCCUCCCAGUGGGUGAGGAGGGCUGCGGGGAGGCACGCCUGUCGCCCUGCUACAGAAACGGACUUGUCCUUCGCCAGUAGGUCAGAAACCUUGGUCACGAGGCAGAUGGUACAAGUAGGUGGGUGCUGAGUCCAGGGGCUGCAGCACCUUGGAGAUGGGGUUGACAAAUCUUCUCCCUUAUCCUCUCGGCAAGGGCUGUUUUUCAAAGCAGAAAAAAUACGUAAAGCAGUCUUGUGCUUGCUAUCUAACAUUGUUAAACCUGUUUUUAUUGCCCUGUUUUGUUAAGGAGCCUUGCUAGGAAAGCAAGAGGCUAUUCUAGGUCAUGACCGGUGUUGUGGUUUAACAACUGGUAGGAACCUAUUUACCUUUCUGGACUUAAACGCACUCAGCUUAAUACUUUGCAAUAGCCAGUAGAGAUUGUCAAUGCAGAAAUCAAAUGACUUCCAUUAACUUUUGGUGCCUUUGCAAAUAUAUCUCUGGUAGUUUUGGAUGAUGAGCUUCCAACCUCCUGCCUAAUUAUGGCUCGAUGGUGUAUUAGAGGAAAUCAGAUCUUAAAUCAUAUCUUACAAAUAUGACUUUGGGCAGUGGGAGUGUAACCUUCACAUACGAAUGAUGCAAUCCAGUCCUCUCCAGUUAGUGUCUGUAUUUCUUCACAGUAGGGAUCUUCGAGUUUGGGAGUAUUCUUUUUAUUCUGCUUUUUAAGUGAAAACGGUUUGGAAAAACCAGGAGCAGGUGGCUACGGGCCAGUGCCCAGGCUCUGUUGCAGCCCAGCUGGCUGGGCUUACGGGCCAGCUCUGCCUCCCUACCUGCUGCUUAAAUUGCUCAGUGCUGCAGCAUUCCCGGCUGGGAACCUGUCCCCUUCCCCAUGGCAGGGCAGCAGCAUCAGCGGAUAGCACUACCUGGUGCCUCCUCGCUCUGAGCGUGGGUAUUUUGGGGCCAGGGUCAGAUUUGCCAAGCAUUUUUCUGUUUGGGUUUUUUUUUUUUUUUUUAAUGUAAUACAGAGAGAAUAAUAUUCCUGAUGUCUCAGACUUACAUAAGGCAGUUUGACGGUAAAGAUUUAACUUCCAAAAUAAAUCAAAAUGUAAUGGCAGUUCCUACGUGAGACCCAAGAAUCGGGAGUGACUUGAAAGGGAAAAUACAA